This is a messenger RNA of Vitis vinifera (wine grape), 1538 nucleotides long. RefSeq lists its product as uncharacterized. Gene Ontology annotation, molecular function: polysaccharide binding. The record is from RefSeq and is a predicted model, not a curated record. NCBI's taxonomy places the organism in Eukaryota, Viridiplantae, Streptophyta, Magnoliopsida, Vitales, Vitaceae. The transcript is spliced from 2 exons. Bases 437 to 1360 code for a protein of 307 amino acids.
AAACCUUUCCUGAGAAAAAAGAUAUAAACAUGUUUUUGAUUCUCAGGAACAUAUUCUCCAACAGCUUGGGUUUUCUUCCUUUGUGGGAAUCUUUCUUUUUUAUGGACACAAUACCAACUGAGUGAUCUACCUCCUACCAUCCCAUUCUUGUAAGUGAAUUCUUAUUCUGCUUUAUUUCAAUCCUUCCAAUGAAUAGUUUGGAAUAUAGCAGUCCAGCAAAAUGGUUUAUGGUAGGAAAUAAUUAUAAAAUAAAAUAAAACAAAAUUCUUCUUUGCGGAUUAUUGCUGAAAGCUGUUGCAGUAAAGGUGUGCAAACGUUUGUUCACGCUAAAGCUUGAGGGGGGUACAAAACCAACGGAGAAGCUCCUUGGUGAUAAUGUUCGACUUUGUGUAUCAUUAGAGAGAGAGAGAGAGAGAGUGACAGAGAGAGUCGGGUAAUGGAACAGCUUCUUUGUUUCAUCUUCUUCCACAUCUUCAUCAUAGUUUUGGCACCCCAGCUCGCGUUAGCGUCAGACCCUGCAUGUCGUGACACGUGCGGCUCUCUCUCCGUGAAGUUCCCCUUCGGCACCGGCGUCGGCUGCGGCUCGCCGAGGUUUCAGCCUUACAUAUCUUGUUCGCAGUCGUCUGACGGCGGAGAUCAGCUCCUCUUGAGAACCCACACCGGUGUUUACCCGAUAACCUCCAUAUCAUAUGAAGCUGCCGCCUUCACCGUCACGCCGCCACUCAUGUCCAACUGCACCUCCAUGCAGCCGUCGCCGAAUCUGGGCCUCGAUUGGGCGAGCCCCUUCCAGCUGGGCCCAUCGGCAUUCAUCCUCCUCUCCUGCCCUCCGUCACUCACCUCCAAAGCUUCGCCGCCCAUCUGCGAUCCUUCUCUCUCUCACCUCUGCGCCUCAAUCUACACCUGUCCCGCCGUCGUCUCUCUGGGCUUGCCGCUGUUUCCCCCCACCAACAGCUGCUGCGUCUACUCCCCGGCCAACUUCAACACCAAGGGUGAGCUGGACCUCCAUGCCCUCAAGUGUGCCGCUUACGCGUCGGUCAUGACGCUGGGUGAUUACCCGACCGAUCCUACCCGGUGGGAGUAUGGAGUGGCGUUCAAGUAUACGCAGGGGAAGUUUGAUAAUUACGGCAUGGACACUAAGUGUUACACUUGUGAUAGCAGCGGAGGUGUGUGUGGAUACGCUCCUCCGAGUAAUUCCUUCGUCUGCGUUUGUGGGAAUGGUUUCAAUACUAGCUCCAAUUGCAAUGGCUACAGUUUCUCUGGGAUUUGGAGCUCCGGUUCUCGACCCACCCGGAAGGCUUGGUGGGGGGUUUUGGCUUGGUUGGGUGUUUUGGCUAGUCUGACUAUCGGUAUGCCAACUUGAGCGAAGAUGUGUAUAGAGUAUAGACCAUUGAGCAGACUGCAGAGUUGUACUCCUAGUCUCCUAGAGCCGAUGCUACCUAGCCUUCUUUUUCUUCUUUGGUUUUAUUCUGCAUUGUAUUUUUGUAUUUUAUUUUCUUUCAAGUUUUAAUGGGAUUCUGUUAAGCUUUUGAUUUGGAAAA